AUGCUCACUGUUCCCUCUCUACUGUUAGCCAUCGCUCUUGGAGGAGCUCUCGGAGCUCCUGCCUCACAAUCGGAGUUUGACGAUUUAUCCAUUCGAACAAUCCAAUUCCCUUCAUACCAUGAGGAAAAACUCCCUCUUGCCGUUAUCGAAGGCCUUCAGUUUUCACCUGCCCUGCCUCGACCACUCUCCUCCGAAUCUCUUAACGCUGCACGGGCUUCGUUCGCGAAUAUCUCUUCGGUGACUGGAACGAGUAUCUCCGAUGAAGCUAUCGAAGAGCUCCAAGGCCGGUAUGGAAGGAGACUUUGGGGGCCUGGGUAUAUGGAUAUCACUGCUGAUUCCGAAGUUGAGGCGAGAUCGUUGGAAGAAAGACAAGUCACUGUGCCGAAUUUCCCGACCCCGGAUCCUUCUCAACAUCCCGAGUUGACGCCGAUGUUGGCGAAAGUUACUGCCUCCGAGAUCAAGGGGUAUGUAACGCAGUUGUCGACAGCAUAUGCUACGCGGUAUUACCGCAGUACGAAUGCUCGUGCACCGGCUCUUUGGAUUCAAUCCCAAUUUUCUUCUUGGCUUGGAAGCUCACAAACGAAGUUGGCGGAGAACUCGUUUGAUCAGCCGAAUGUGAUCGGGAGGAUUGAGGCCAAGUCGGGAGAUCCGAAUGCUCCCAUUGUUCUCCUCGGUGCUCAUCUAGAUUCGACGAGUCAGACUCCGUCGACGAAAGCUCCUGGUGCUGAUGAUGAUGCUUCGGGUGUCGCGGUUAUGAUGGCUAUCAUGCGGAUUCUGAAGGGUAGCAACUACCAGGGGACUUAUGCAAUUGAAGCUCAUGCCUAUGCUGGUGAAGAAGGAGGUUUACUUGGUUCUCAAGCGCUUGCCAAGUCGUACAAAGCCGCUGGAAAGAAUAUUCGUGGAAUGUUGGAUUUUGAGAUGGUCGGUUGGCAGCCCAACACUUCGACCAACUCUGGCAAGUCGAGUACUAUUUCCAUUCUUUCCGACCCUGUUACUGCGAUGAGCACCCACAUGACCAGCGUCGUGAAGGCUUAUGUUCCUACUGCUGAGAGGAGAAGCGUUGCAUGCGGUUAUGGCUGCAGUGACCAUUACUCGUUCUACAACCAAGGAUACCCAGUUGUCUGUAUUGCCUCCUACGGUCCUAAUGACAGUAAUUUGAACCCUGGAUACCAUACGACGAAUGACACCGUCGAUAAGCUCAGUUUUGAUAGAUCUGUUGACUUUGUGAAGGCGGGAUUGGCAUGGAUUGUUGAGGUAGCAGCUUAA
This is a messenger RNA of Marasmius oreades (fairy-ring Marasmius), 1266 nucleotides long. RefSeq lists its product as uncharacterized. Gene Ontology annotation, molecular function: metalloexopeptidase activity. The record is from RefSeq and is a predicted model, not a curated record. The transcript has 6 exons. Bases 1 to 1266 code for a protein of 421 amino acids. Gene Ontology annotation, biological process: proteolysis. Lineage: Eukaryota; Fungi; Basidiomycota; Agaricomycetes; Agaricales; Marasmiaceae.